This is a messenger RNA of Cylicocyclus nassatus, 780 nucleotides long. The record is from the annotation of a GenBank genome assembly. NCBI's taxonomy places the organism in Eukaryota, Metazoa, Nematoda, Chromadorea, Rhabditida, Strongylidae.
AUGUCGUCUUUGGAGAAGCGUGAGGCCGAGGGUCAUCCCUCUCGUGACUCAUUGACCCCAAGUGUAUUCGCACCCAGAAGAGGUACGCAUUUUCUGUACACGUUAGCUUUUGACCACCGGUAUAUGAAGGUCAAAUGUAUUAUGGUUUUGAUGCCUGGUAGUACAAUCAGCACCGGUGUGAAUGCUCUGGGUGUAUGGGCAUGGGCUCAGGCAUAUCCCACAGUCCGUCGACUGUACGAUUAUUUGCCUUCAAUCAGUGAAGAACGAGGAUCGUCAUCGUGCACUCAGGGCCUCGAUGAGGCACUCCUCUACAUGGCAAAUUUGUCACUCCACUCCGAAGUCGACGAUUUGCUGCAACCCGCUUCAGAAUUGAUGCGGAAUCCAACAAUCUGGUGGCCAAAUCUUGGAAAGGAUGACAAGGAGAGAACAAAAGCUUUCGACGUGCUUUCGCAAGCCAGAAUGGAUUGGGCGGUCUUCGCUCGCAUAGCCUUCGGAGAGCCUUCGGUUGACACCAUUCUUGGUGCUCUUGAUGAUCCAGACGCUUCAAAGCUUUUCUUCAUCGAUGGUCCCGGCGCUUCAGAUAAAACGUGGACCUAUACAUGCCUUUUUGAUAUCCUCAUCGGUCAAGGGCGCAAAGUCGCGGACAGCGUGGACAGGAAUCGCGGCCAGCCUGCUCUCAUCGGGUCGCACAACGGUGUCGUUGUUCAAGCUGAAUAUCUUGAACAUCUGCGAGACAUCAUUCCACAGAAAGCAGAUGAAGGACGCGAGACUGCUUGCUGA